CCAUCUCUCCGUGCACAGACGGCGUUCAGCACUUUGUGGAGGUGGACAGCGAUUUAUUUAUUUAUUUAUUCAUUCAUUCAUUUCUUCAUUUAUUUAUUUUUUUGUAAAGAAGCUGAUCUUUUUUUAUUCAUCCAGAGGAGCGAACCACUUUAGGAGAGGAGGGACUUUGGUGGUGACCUGGUGUUAAUAAGUAAAUCGUCGUCAGAUUUCUGUGCAUGUAUUCGGCAGCAGGUUUAUCCACUCAGAGGCAGCAGCGGCUGCGAUCCUAUUUUUAGAAACAGCGUUGCUGUAGGAGUCAAUCAAAUUGGCGGCUACAACAGUGUUUUCAUGACAAUCUGCUGCUUCUUUUUUUUUGGGUGCUGCAGUCUUCUGAGAUUCCCAUCAGCGCUCACCGGGUCAUGAGAUAGGACGCUGCAUUUAGAUCUCUCUCUCUCUCUCUCUCUCUUUUCACCUUCUUGUCCUGAGCUGGUGCCCAAUGAUGCCCUUUCUCCUCCUUCUCUCCCGGCACCGGUGGACUGCAAACUUUUACGCAACAGCAUUGUAUGGCACCAGUAGCUGCGAUGCUUUCGGGACCUCGUAUAGUUUUGUGUCUUUUCAGUCUUUGCAAAGGAACAUUGCAGGGUGAGACAUGAAUGAGAACUGUUUCGUAGGAACCAACGGAAGAGCCUGAAGGGGAAAAAAAAGAAAUCAAGAAGCGCGCGGUUGUUUUCUCUCGACUUCUCUCAAGUGUCAGCACCUUUUUUUUGUGUGUAAUCUGGCUCCUAUGGGAAUUAAGCACUCGUCCCGCUGCAUGCUCCUCAGGAGAAAGAUGGCGGAGUCUGAGAGCAUGGAGCAGCCACAGUCGCAGCCGCGGCCAAUACGCAUAAUUCCAUCCCAGUCGGCGCAGCCCACCUCGCUGCCCAAGCCCGUGCCUUCCAUCCAGCACACCCCACGGCCUGUAAUCCCACCGCACACACCCCACGCUGCCAGUCUGCCAAGCUGCCCAGGGCGAGGCAAGAUGUCCAAGUUCCUUAAUCCAGAGGAGAUGACCUCGAGAGACUACUACUUUGACUCCUACGCUCAUUUUGGAAUCCAUGAGGAGAUGCUGAAGGACGAAGUGAGGACGCUCACCUACAGGAACUCCAUGUACCACAACAAGCACGUCUUCAAGGACAAAAUAGUGCUGGAUGUCGGGAGCGGCACCGGGAUCCUGUCCAUGUUUGCAGCCAAGGCAGGGGCCAAGCACGUGUACGGGAUUGAAUGUUCCAGUAUAUCAGAGUACUCAGAGAGGAUCAUCAAGUCCAACCACCUCGACAGUGUUAUCACCAUCUUCAGAGGCAAGGUGGAGGAGGUGGAGCUUCCCGUGGAAAAGGUCGACAUCAUUAUUUCGGAGUGGAUGGGUUACUGCCUCUUCUAUGAAUCCAUGCUCAACACUGUCAUCUUUGCCAGGGACAAGUGGCUGAAACCCGGUGGAUUAAUGUUUCCUGACCGUGCCUCUCUGUACGUGGUGGCCAUUGAAGACCGGCAGUACAAAGACUUUAAGAUACACUGGUGGGAGAAUGUCUAUGGCUUUGACAUGACCUGCAUCCGUAAUGUGGCAAUGAGGGAACCACUGGUGGACGUCGUGGACUCCAAACAGGUCGUGACCAACUGCUGCUUAAUUAAGGAAGUGGAUAUCUACACAGUAAAGCCCGAGGACCUCUCAUUCACCUCAGCGUUCUGCCUCCAGAUCCAGAGGAACGACUACAUCCAUGCACUGGUCACCUACUUCAACAUCGAGUUCACAAAGUGUCAUAAAAAGACGGGCUUUUCCACGGCUCCGGAUGCUCCAUACACCCACUGGAAGCAGACAGUGUUUUACCUGGAGGAGUACUUGACAGUGCGGAGAGGAGAGGAGAUCACUGGUAGCGUUGCUAUGAAGCCCAACGAGAAAAACAUUCGUGACUUGGACUUUACCUUUGAGCUGGAUUUCAAAGGGCAGCUGUGUGAAGCAGCCAUAUCUCACGACUACAAGAUGCGUUAAAUUUGACCGAGGGGGACUACAGUGGUCCAUCGAGUACAACCCCUAAAGCUCCAGGGGGAGACAGGUGACUCACAUGACCAUAAGCACACUGUCCGAUGUAAAAAGGGGACAAUGAUGAGGAGGAAAAAACAGGCUGAGUGACAACAUCACUGCUGCCACUACGGUGUAUGAAGAACACAGGAAGUGACUCGUGACAUUAAACAGUUUUGAAUGUAACAGUGACAAAAAGAAAUGUUCUAGUGUUGAUGAAUGUCAAAGAUUAUUGGUGUACGUGUGGUGUGAGAUGGCAUGAUGUAACUCUGUGUUCUGCUCACUAUUUGUUUGCCAGGAAAAGACGUUGGACCUUAUGGAGGCAUAGCUGUUGUUUUUAAAAACACAGUAGAUCUUAUGGUUAUGAAUCACCGUAUUGUCCACAUUACGUUAUAGUACAAUAAUGAGUUUAGUUUUAUGUCAAAAUGUACUGUAAGGAAUUUUGUAUUUGAUAAAUACAACCAUUUAAUAGCAUUGCAUUUAUAUUUGUGUACAUUUAGCAAUGUUGGAAAACUAGUAACUAUGAAAUAGCACAGCCAAGGACAAGCCUGCGUAUGUACUGUAUAUUUGAAAGGUGAAGUGUUUGCAUUGUCAGUGUACAAGUCGACGUGCCCUGUGUUUUUUUUAGUUUGAGCUAUGAUGUUAAAAUCCAAUAACAUACCGUUCCCAUCCCAAGUGCCGACGCUUACCGAGUUAUUUUCCUCAUUUAUGCAAUUAUCGGUUUUCUUUAGUCCCGUGUGUAGUCAGAAGAGACACUCUCCUUUUAUUGAAUCUUAGAUAAGUUGCUUAAAGUCAUGCUCCUUGAUCACUUUACUGGCUCUGUUCUCACAAACCGACAAGCACUUCAGAGUGGAGAGAGUGCAAUAAGGAUGAAAACUUUGAGUUUUUGCUCUUGUGAUCAUUUCUAGCACUGGAGUUAAAGGAGUUUAUCUCAGUGGACAAGUUCAUAAGAUGAAAAAUGUCCAUCCGCUUCACCUAUGCUCUUCGUACUUGUCAUUGCCAAGAUAUACACUGGAGGGAUUUCUUCAGUCAAGUCAUCCGGGAGAAAGCUUUUGACAUUGAGGAUUACAUUCUUUUAUAUAAUGUUUUUUUUUUUCUUUAAAGAGAUUGAUUUUUUCCUACAUUGACACAGGAGAAGCCAAGAACCAGGCCUCUAUUCUCUUGUCAUUGCCCCCAGUGAAUCUUUACAUGGCUGCAAAUGUAAAAUGUAGUGUCAACACUUGGGGGAUAACACAGUAGAACAUCACAACUCAAAGUACAAUAUCAAUAACUAAAAAGCAAUACAAUCUCAACAGUGCUGUUGAAUAAUUGAUGCUUACAAUCAAUCGUUCAUGCCAAGUCAACUUAUUUCAAUCAGAAGAGUUGUCUAACUGCUUCAAAAGAGUAGCUUUGGAAUAUUUCAUAGAAACACGUCUGAGGAAUGCUCCUUAGGUUUAAUACAAAUCUAAUGAACUCUCUAAUAAUAUUAACAAUAAUAAUUGGCAUGUUAAUUCCACAUGUUUUAU
Solea solea (common sole) is the source of this 3537-nucleotide messenger RNA. It is a transcript of the gene prmt8a, whose product is annotated as protein arginine N-methyltransferase 8-B. Gene Ontology annotation, molecular function: protein-arginine N-methyltransferase activity. The coding region runs from base 764 to 2002 and encodes 412 amino acids. NCBI's taxonomy places the organism in Eukaryota, Metazoa, Chordata, Actinopteri, Pleuronectiformes, Soleidae. The transcript is spliced from 10 exons. Gene Ontology annotation, biological process: peptidyl-arginine methylation. Gene Ontology annotation, cellular component: plasma membrane. The record is from RefSeq and is a predicted model, not a curated record.